AUGGCCAUGAAAAUCACAGCCCUUUCCGUAUAUCCCAUCAAGGGUUUGCGCGGCAUCGAGCUCGAGUCAGCCCAGAUUGGGCCGCUGGGAAUAAAGCAUGACCGAAGCUUUAUGCUGUACGAAGUGCAUCCGACUACUGGGGAGCUGAAGAAGAUUCAACUGGACACACACCCAAAAUGCGCCCUAUUCGAACCGCACAUCACCCCCGGACUUCAGGACGGGCCUUCUCUGCUCGUCGUGCGGUACCUUGGCCGCGCGCUGCAGGGCUCCGAGGCCGCCGAGGAGGAAAGUACAAUCGAGAUGCCGCUUGAGCCGGACAUGUCCUGCCUUGAGAAAACCGACGUGGUUCUGCAUGGUAGCCCGGCGUCAGCCUACCGUAUGGGUGACUCAUAUGACACCUGGUUCAGCCAGCAUUUCGGAGUUCCCACCGUGUUGAUCUACCUUGGCGACGGACGGCGACCUGUCCUGGGUAAAACCCUCCCGCCCAAACCCGCCCAAGAGCAGCAGCGACAGGGGUGGAUGUCUUCCCUGACCUCUUAUAUCACCUCGCCCCAGAAAUCAGACGGCAGCUCGGGCGCGUGGAUAUCUUUCAGUGACGUUGCGCCCUUGAUGGUAGCAUCCGAACCAUCCUUGCAGGACGUCAGAGACCGCCUUCUCAACGGCGAGCCGGUGGAGAUGUAUAAGUUCCGCCCCAACAUCGUCGUCGACGGCGAGGGCGAGGAUUCGUGGGCAGAAGACUUCUGGGCCGAGCUUACCAUAGGGCCUAGCGGAAGCCCACAGCAGGGUACCCUUCAGUUGACGGGUAACUGCGUGAGGUGUCUCAGCUUGAACGUUGAUUACCGGACGGGGAAACCAGCGGAAGGGGAACUAGGCAAUGUUCUGAAAAGACUCAUGAAGGACAGGAGGGUUGAUACAGGGUCAAAGUGGUCACCUGUGUUUGGCCGAUAUGCCUUCCUGGACAGCCGCCACACCGAAGGCAUUACCGUGUCAGUGGGUGAUAGCGUUGAGGUCACUCGGCGCAACACGGAACGUGCCCCGAACCAGAUCCAUGUUUGUCGGGCUCGUCAACUUGCUCAGCCACAACUUCAUCCGAGUCGUGUGUGGGCAUGGCCGCGGCCCUCGGGCGGAAUAUGGUACAUUAUGGCCGUUGAAUAUCGGGAGUCAAGGAAGGGCAUUCUUACUGCGCUUACAUGA
Messenger RNA from Chaetomium globosum CBS 148.51, 1194 nucleotides. RefSeq lists its product as uncharacterized. Bases 1 to 1194 code for a protein of 397 amino acids. Gene Ontology annotation, molecular function: catalytic activity; molybdenum ion binding; pyridoxal phosphate binding. Lineage: Eukaryota; Fungi; Ascomycota; Sordariomycetes; Sordariales; Chaetomiaceae. The transcript is spliced from 5 exons. The record is from RefSeq and is a predicted model, not a curated record.